This is a messenger RNA of Candidula unifasciata, 627 nucleotides long. The record is from the annotation of a GenBank genome assembly. NCBI's taxonomy places the organism in Eukaryota, Metazoa, Mollusca, Gastropoda, Stylommatophora, Geomitridae.
AUGACAAGAAAUGGAUUAGACUACAUGUUGUACGGAGGAUCUCUUAUUGGUUCCUACAGACACCAUGGCUUGGUCCCUUGGGACGACGACGUCGAUGUUCUAGUGCCAUAUUCAAACAAAAGUGUCUUAAACGAAGUCCUCUCAAGCGUGAGCCCUCAGCAUGUCCUCAACAAGGACUGGGACUUCACGUGGAAGCUUUUCUCAGUCAAAGCAGAUGAAAUUCGAGGCUACAGCUGGAAAUGGCCAUAUUUGGAUAUUUUCUUUUACGCAGAAAACGAAACGCACAUUUGGGAUGUUGCCCAACAGUACAAACAAAACUACGUAUUUCCCAAAAAUAUCGUAUUUCCUCUAAAAAGACGACCUUUCAUGGGUCUUCGAUUGUUAACGCCAGCCAAGCCAAGAUCUGUUAUAGACACGAACUACAAUAUUACCUUAUGUCAGUCCGGUAAAUGGAUACACAAAUGGGAGAGAUACGGUACGGAAACAUCCGUGAGCUGUUCAGAACUUUACUUCAAAUUCCCGUUUGUGUUCAGAACUUUCCAGAAAGGUGGCUGCAACGAAAGCUUGUUUCACAAUGAUACACUUAUUGGAUAUUAUUUUGAGGAAGACACGCCAUGUGACAGAUGA